This is a messenger RNA of Camellia sinensis, 1851 nucleotides long. RefSeq names its product zinc finger CCCH domain-containing protein 43. NCBI's taxonomy places the organism in Eukaryota, Viridiplantae, Streptophyta, Magnoliopsida, Ericales, Theaceae. Gene Ontology annotation, molecular function: metal ion binding; mRNA binding. The record is from RefSeq and is a predicted model, not a curated record.
CUUUAUCUGGUUGGUUUGUGCGUACUGUAUUUCUCUCUCUCGUGUAUCUAUCUGUCUAUCUAUACGUAUAUGAGCUCUGAUUUUGAUAUUUAGGGUUUUGAAAUGUGGAGGGAGACGGAUAUGGAAACUUUCGAAGCCAACUCUAUUUUCGCACUCAAACAAACCUCUCAAUCAGAGCUAGGGUUCGCAUCCUCUGAUUCAGUCACCCACUUCACCACCACUCAGAGUCAGUCUACUCUCGAUUCCGAUUGUUUUACUGACGAAUCUCUCUCUCAGAAGUUCGAAAACAUAGGGUUAAGAUCAAAUGAAGACGAGAGCUCCAACGAAUCGCACCCUCUUCGUCCUUAUGCCGAAGAUUGCCCCUUUUUCCUUCGGACUCGAACGUGCAAGUUCGGGUUGAAUUGCAAGUUUAAUCAUCCAGUGAGAAGAACUAAUCAGAAAGCUGGGAAAGAGAAGGAGAAAGAUACAGGCAAGGCCAAGGAGGGGUUUUCAGAAAAGCCUGAGCAGACAGAAUGCAAGAAUUACCUAACACCAGGAGGGUGCAAAUAUGGAAAAUCUUGUAGAUACAAUCACUCCAAAGAUGAGUCUGAAAUUGCGCCUCCAGAGCUUAACUUUCUAGGUUUGCCGAUAAGAUUGGGAGAGAAAGAGUGGGUGGCACGCCAUGCUGGGCCACAUGCGAAAUGGUUCUUGUGGAUAUGGAGCUCGCUGCAGGUUUCACCAUCCUGACCCCACUGACGUUGGAGGAUAUGACCCUCGUAACUCAACACGUAAUGAAGAGUCUAUUGGACAAUUUGGCCGGCCUUCAGAAAAUUAUAAUGGUGAAUCUAUUCCAUUGCAUGUAUCAGGGGCAUCACAACCAGCUCAAGCAUCCUGGUCUUCACAGAUGCCAUCUGAUAAAGCUGUUCCCUACCAGGAUAACCACUCAUCUUGUAUGCCCACAAUGCAUGUCUUUCAUCAAGAGGCACCCAAAUGGAAUGAGUAUCAGGCCCCAAAUUUUGCAGAAGAAAGAAUAGGGCAUUCGCAUUCAGCUCCAGCAGCAAGGAGCUUUACAAAGAAAACAGAUAUAUUUAGCCGGAUUGAAGAAUUCCCUGAACGACCAGGUCAACCUGAGUGCAGUUACUUCAUGAAAACUGGGGAUUGUAAAUUUAAAUCUGCAUGUAGGUAUCACCAUCCCAAGAACCAAGCCCCAAAAGAAGAUUGUGUUCUGAGUGACAAUGGCCUCCCUCUAAGACCUGGCAGGAAAAUUUGCCGGAAUUAUGACCAGUUUGGUAUUUGUAAGUAUGGGCGUCUCUGUUUGUUUGACCAUCCGGUGAAUCACAGUUCAACUGUUCCAGUUGGGUCUGUUUUAGAGUCUCCUCAAGGCGGCAACUCUUGGAGGGACUACAGCAGCUGGGAUUGAGGCAAGGCUAUAAUCCAGCGUUCUGUAUAGAAUUUUGGUUCUAUAUCCCAAAUCCCAGCCUACUUAUUAGGAAACAUUAAAAUUUUUUUUUUGCUUUAACUUGUUACUACCCAAGCUGAUGUGCAUUGGAUGGAUCUUUCUUGCCUACUUUAGAAGUCUUUAUAAUUUAUGUGCUCUUUAUGAAUUUAAGGCUCUACAAAAUUACAUGUAGUUCUUAUCAUUUUUGGUCAGAGAAAUUGAGCUAAUUAAAUUAUCAGGUGAGGCUGGUUAGGGCAUGUGCAGCCUGCUCGUCAAGUCUUGAGUUCAAACUCUAGCACCAGCACCCUCCACCCCAGGAUAUGUAACGAUGCUCUCUCCCUUGUACUAGAAUAAAAAUAUAAGGGUGAAAUAAAAAAUAAAUUCAUGUGAUAUCUAUCUUUUAUUGAGAAAUAUAUUGAGGUUUCGUUGAUCAA